AUGGCGGCUAAAGUAGCUAACGACUGGCUAAAACCAAUACCCAUAGAAAAUGUGGAGGAAACUGGUAAAGAACUAGGUCGAGGGUCAUACGGCGUUGUCAUUGAAGUGAUUGUGAAUGGCCAGCGGUGUGCUGGAAAGAAGCUUCAUAAUCUUAUUUCUGAGGGACAAGUAGCAAGAAAAUUCACUGAGGAAGCCCUUCUUCACAACAUGCAGCAUCAUCCUAACAUUGUCGAUUUCUUAGGCGUCUAUUAUGCUCCACAUUCUACGCUGCCAACAUUAGUAAUGGAGUACCUUCCGAUGACUCUUGCAUCUUGCCUUGAAUCUAAUAACCUCAAAAUACAGAUGAAAUAUGCUAUUCUCCUUGAUGUCGCUAAAGGUCUGAUUUAUCUUCACCAAAAGAACCCCUGUGUUAUUCAUCGUGACCUUACAGCUAAUAAUGUCCUAUUGACCCAUAAUUUGCUACAAGCAAAAAUAUCUGAUUUGGGUAUGUCCAGAAAAUGGGCUGAUACAAUGCUCACCAAGGCUCCUGGAAAUAUUGCGGUAAUGCCACCAGAAGCUCUUGAAGAUAAUCCGGUAUAUGAUCACAAGUUAGAUGUAUUCUCUUAUGGUUGUCUCAUUCUUCAUGUUCUUACUGGUCAAUUUCCUCAACCGACCAAUCAGUUUAAACCUAAACCAUCUCGAAAAAGUGCAGAUGACUACAUUAAAGUGCCCGAGUGCAAUAGAAGGUCAUAUUAUAUUGAGAAACUACCACAAGUUAGUGAUCUCACUAGUUUAGUUAAGCAAUGCCUCUCAGAUGAUCCCACUAAACGACCUGAAAUAAAAAUAGCAUCAAGUAUUAUAGAAGAAUUCAUAUCACAUGUGGUAGUUGAUGGUGUUGAAGAAGGUUUUGCUUUAGUUGAUGUUAUUUCUGAUCUUGAAAUAAGAGAGCUUGGAAUAGGAGUAGGAGUUGAGGAAACGGCCAAGGCUCUGCUGACAGCAGAAUUGACCUCCCUUCUCACAGCAUCCUGGAUGACUGCCACAAUUGUUGAAGGAGUUAAAAUUGGAGCUGAAGAUGAUGAUGAAGAAGAAGACGGAGCUGAAGAAGAAGCAGAAGAACUAGCAGAAGACGUCGCCAUAGAUAAACAGCUAGAAAAUCAGACCUUUCUGCUCUAA
Molecule: messenger RNA, 1152 nt
Organism: Amphimedon queenslandica
Lineage: Eukaryota; Metazoa; Porifera; Demospongiae; Haplosclerida; Niphatidae
Product: serine/threonine-protein kinase STY46-like
Exons: 3
Coding region: 1-1152 (383 amino acids)
Biological process (GO): protein phosphorylation
Molecular function (GO): protein serine/threonine kinase activity; ATP binding
Source: RefSeq, a predicted model, not a curated record